Neoarius graeffei (lesser salmon catfish) is the source of this 3731-nucleotide messenger RNA. RefSeq lists its product as uncharacterized. NCBI's taxonomy places the organism in Eukaryota, Metazoa, Chordata, Actinopteri, Siluriformes, Ariidae. The transcript is spliced from 5 exons. The record is from RefSeq and is a predicted model, not a curated record. Bases 570 to 3605 code for a protein of 1011 amino acids.
GCUCGUUCCUCCAUUUCGCUGCGUCGGAAGUCUCCUCCCCGCAAUUGCUAGAUUCAGCGAUCCAAACCCAGUCUCGCUCGGACCGGUCUUUAACUUGCUCAAACGAACUUGCCAGUACCUCGUUGGGUACCGAGAGGUAGUUUGGGAAACUGCAAUCACGGAUUGAGUACGAUUUGAGGCGGAUGGCGACUUCUUCAACGAGAAUUUAGUAAAAGAAAAGUGCUCGGAAAUUUCAGUGCAUCAAGUCCCCCAGAGUAUCUUUUGGUUUCACUUUUAAAGUCCCCCCCCACCCCCCCAGAUGCAGUGGUGUCUUUGAUCUCAGCAUCCUGGAAGUGGAAAGUACAGAAGAAACUGGGCCUACACCACAUACAGGUGCUGUGUGUAGCAGAAGCAGUCCAGAAGGAGGAAGACUUGGGGAGGAGGUGGUGCAGCAGCGCACCCCUCCGGCUGUGGCUGUGCUGGGUGGCAUCCCUGUGGCUACACAGAAUGUGGCCGGGCCACCCCAGCAUGUCCUGCAGCCGGUUCCAGCUGCCUCACUACCACCACCACUGCUUGGCCCUGCCACUGAGAUGGAGCAGCAGAAAGCAAACAUGCAGGCUGCAAAUCAAGAGCAGGCCACUACAAUGGCUUGGCAAAACUGCAAUACCAUGGAGCCUGAGGAGAAGUCAACCUUGGACUGCAGAACUGAAGCUGUCCAAAUACAACCCAUGCCCAUGGCUGCAGGAAACUCUGAGAAUCUGUCAGAUAGACUUUCAGUUUGUGAAACAGACAAUGUUAGAAAAGGGCACGAUUUUCAUUAUGGGUAUAACACUGAGAAAACAUGCUUUGAACACAGGAAGACAGAAAUUGCAGAGGGAGCUGGACAUUGCCAGGACUGGACCCCUAACUCAGGGGUUGCAGUUAAGAUGGAAAAGGGACCCCUGUCUCCAGAGAAAGCAGAUCUGGAACACAAAUCAAAGACUGGUAAAGAGGAAGCAUGUGGAAAAAAGCACAUGGCCAGACAGAGCACCUAUAUCACCACAACUCAGUCCAGCUCAGCAAUCUCCACUGCACUUAAAGCAACAGACAGAGACCACAAGGAGCCUGGAGAGACACAGCAGUUCCCAACUCCACGGUCUCUGCAGUCAGCUCAGGGCAGUUUACUGCUCAAGUCUGAUGUCCAGCAAAUUGUGCGACAGCCUCUUACAGCAACAAUCAUCACAGCCAAUGCAGAAAUCCUUAAUGAGUCUAGUAAGGCCAGUAAUUCCAUGGAUGAAGUCACAAAAGAGGGACUUGCAGCACAUGAAGAAGGCAGUGUUGGUUCAAGUUCAGUGGCAUCUGAAAAACAGUGGCAUUACUCAGACGCAGGAGGGUUCUCUGCAAAGCAAGGAGAAUCUGUGUCUAGACUACUUGUUCCCGCAGGAAAUGGAAAUAGCACCCCAAAUAACACGGAUGAGGAUAAUGAAUGCCUCUCUAAAAGUCUCCAACAAUCUUCUGUUGCAGUUUCCACCCCCAAUGCUGCCUUCCCUCAGAAAACACCUAAUCCCUCUAACCAUCCUCAGAACACACAUCUUACACAAGCGAACCAGCUGAGCCCUGACUGUAUGGACUGUAGUGGAUCCCCUAAAUCUGUUUUAACAGGGAACAAGACUAGUGCAACUGAGGGGCAGGAGAGUAAGACUAUUUCUUUAGAUGGAACAGGAGUAUGUUAUGAUGAUUCUGUUAAAGAACCAAAGGUGCUGAGGGAUGAGACAUGCACUCACAAUAUACAGGCCUCCAAAGUGACUGAAGGGUCCCAUGUGGUUGCUUGCAGUGCAUCACAUGGGAUUGCUAAGCAGAAUGACUGUGCCAAAAGUAUGCAAAUUAGUCCAUAUCAAGAUCACCAGCCAGAUGUGAGCUAUAAACUCUUAGACAAAAACAAAUGUAAACAUUCAGAGGGACUAGACUCAAAUGAGCCAUGUCUCUCUCAGGUUAAAAAUGACUGUUUGAUUCAACAAGUGCAAGAAUCCAUUCUAGUAGAUCACAAGCUCCCUCAGAUGGCAUGCCUGAAUGAUGGCAUCUCCACAUCUGAUAAUAGGAAUGUGGAUGAAAAGCAUGAUGAGGGUUCGGAGGCUUUCUCCAGACUGAACGCUGUUGAAGUGAAAGAUUUCAUUGACGUAGGUAUUCUAGUGCAGCCGGGGAUGGAGGACACGUGGUUAGUGGUAAGUGGUAACUCUCCACUGAUAGAUGGGCAGUGCCCAAGCACAGAGGAUGCUGAGAUGAUUGAUGUUAGCACAGAAGCCAUGGGGCAUUGUCCUGAAUCGCAGACAUCAGUUGCUGUCUAUGAGUGCACAGUACCCUGCUUCCCCCCAGAUGCUAUUCAUGAAGCUGCUAAGCUGCUGUUACCAGAAAAAGGUGCAGAAGUACCUACAGAUAAACAUUCUUAUGAACUUUUAACAGAAACAUUGACACAAGACCUUGAUACCCUUUCCUCUCACCCACCAACAGUUUUAGCUUCAGAGAAUGUUUUAUCUUCCCCAACCUCUUCAGCAAAUAUUUGCAUGCAAAAUAUGGUUUCAAAACCUACGUUUUGCUCAAGUGCUGAGAAUACGAUUAAUAUGUUAGAUUCCGCCCUAAUCAACAGCCCUUCUGCUGUGCAGGAAGAACAAGUGAAGUCCAGAGAAAAUAAAUCGGAUGUAUCCAAGAUUUCUCUUUCAUCGAGUGUUAUUGAUCCAAAGUUGCUAAUACUAAAGAGAGGUGAAGCGCUCCUCAAACAGCCUCCAAUGUUGGCUCUAGUUUCCAGGAACCAGAGUCCAUCUGGUACCCCUAGUGAUUGCCUAGAUAGUGUCUCUGUAGAGUGCCUUUCAGAAUAUGACUUAAUUACAGACGUUGCAGCUGAAAAGGCGGCCCCAGCACCUCUCAGCUUUCAUGUACUAAAUGCUCCCUGUCACGUUACUGGUUCAUCUUCAGUGGAUGAAUCUAAAAAACAGGCCUUAAUCAAAUCAGAACAUUGUCUAGCAUUUGAAAAACGGACUCCCCAAGAUGAGCCUCUUUUAAACUCUGCUUCAUCUACCCAAACUCAGACCCAUAACUCACCAAGACUGCCUUCCAGGUCGGGCAGUAUAUGUAGUACAAUCACUGAUCGGUCUGAAGACCCUACUAACCAGCCAUGCCAAGAUUCUAUGCUGUUGGAGGUGGAUGAACAGCACUCGCCAGUUCAGCAUGUGGCAGAUGUAAAGGAUGCAGGGGACAACACUAUCGAGCAGGUUGAUGCUUCUGUUGGAGAGAGCAGUGAGGGAGAAGCAGAUGGUUCUUUAGAAGCUCAGACCAAUGAAAGCAGUGUUAUUCCCAGUCCAGUGCAAAAUAAGCAUGGACAGAGCAGGACAGACACACAGGCCUUUUUAUUGAAGGUUCGCCAAUGGAUAGCAGGCAGAGGUACAUCAUGCUCCACUCCUUCCACUUCUCGCACACCAUCACCGCCUCCUACUUCGUCAUCUGUAGACUGCAAACACACGCUGCCCUCUCCCCAAAACUCUGGUGGAGCCUCUCAGUCAGAUCAAAUACUCAGUCAGCGGCCUCGCUCAGAGAAGCACACUGAUAUGGCAGAGCUGGCUAAACACGCAAGUGAAAUAUUUUUAUGUUCUUGAUUACAUGUUAAAUAAGGUAAGCAUACGAGGAUUGAUUCCUGCAAGGUUAUUGCAUUGGCUUGAAAGGUACUUGUAAAUAUUUCAAUUUCUCACAGGAAGCAGAGAUUGAGCAUCGGACACUUGCGC